Molecule: messenger RNA, 5772 nt
Organism: Pseudopipra pipra
Lineage: Eukaryota; Metazoa; Chordata; Aves; Passeriformes; Pipridae
Gene: SATB2
Product: SATB homeobox 2
Exons: 11
Coding region: 899-3094 (731 amino acids)
Biological process (GO): regulation of transcription by RNA polymerase II; chromatin remodeling
Molecular function (GO): DNA-binding transcription factor activity, RNA polymerase II-specific; RNA polymerase II cis-regulatory region sequence-specific DNA binding
Source: RefSeq, a predicted model, not a curated record
AGAAAAGGCUUUUAUUGGGAAAAAUAUGUAAAAGAAAAAUAAGCAUCGUGCUUCAUAAAAUCUGUCUAAAUUAAGUGAUGUUUACAAAACAGAAGUUACCAACCAGCAAAAUUUAUACAAACUCGGUUCAGUUUCCUUGUUUCACUAACAACCCCCUUUGCUUCUGCGGCAAAAUUUUCAAAUUAUUACCGCUCUCGAUCUUAAUGUUAUUUUUUCAAAGAGUAUUUUAUGUAAACAUUCAGUUUAUAAAUACGGAAUAAACAUAUAUAUGACCAUCCUGAUACUCCAGUGAACGCGCAAAUGAGAAACUAGCUGCCCGUGGAGAAAAAAAAACGAAAGCAAGAGAAAGGUGCAGGGGAUUCAUUGCAAAUGAAGCAAUCGCUACAUAUAUAUUUAAAUGUAUUUAAUUGUAUGUAUUAUUCAAAUGCCCUUCUGACUAGUUUAAUAAUUUAGAAUCGAUAGCUUUCCUAAAAACUUUAUAAAAUAUUUACACGUAAUAAAAUAUUAAUCGAUUAACAAGCCAGUCGUACUCUUAUAGGAGCUUUACUAAAGUCCUGUAAUCGCGCUGUCGCCACACGUCUCCGCUGUUAAGGAAAGGAUCACUGACAAAAUGUAAAUGAAGAUCUUCAGACGGUGGUGUUUAUAAAAUAGCUCAUUAAUGGGCUUGGAUUGAAUCUCUCCAUCCAUCCAUCCACAUCAUCAGAUAUAAUAAUAGUAACGAAUCAGACAGGGAAGAUCCUGGCUAAACCAUUGGCAUUUUUUUUUCCAGAAGUACUGAAGUCCUAAAUCACCAAUUCUUCUAACUUUCUGGCCAUUGAUCCGCGGGAAUUCGUAGUUCAGCAUCAAAGGUCCGUGCUCCUUCUACUGCGACCUGCCAGCGGGAGCCGCGUCUCCGAGCAUGGAGCGGAGGAGCGAGAGCCCCUGCCUGCGGGACAGCCCCGACAGAGGCAGCGGCAGCCCCGAUGUCAAAGGGCCCCCCCCCGGGAAGGUGGCCAGGCUGGAGCAGAACGGCAGCCCCAUGGGCACCCGCGGGAGGCCCAACGGCGCCGUCACCAAGCCCGUGGGAGGUUUGAUGAUUCCCGUCUUUUGUGUGGUGGAGCAGUCGGACGCCUCUCUUGAAUACGAUAAUCGAGAAGAGCAUGCCGAGUUCGUUCUGGUUCGCAAAGAUGUGCUCUUUAGCCAGCUGGUGGAGACAGCGCUCCUGGCUCUGGGGUAUUCCCACAGUUCUGCAGCUCAGGCACAAGGAAUAAUCAAGCUUGGGAGGUGGAAUCCCCUGCCUCUCAGUUAUGUGACUGAUGCACCAGAUGCGACAGUAGCCGACAUGCUACAAGAUGUCUAUCAUGUUGUGACAUUGAAAAUCCAAUUACAAAGUUGUUCAAAGUUGGAAGACUUGCCAGCAGAGCAGUGGAACCAUGCCACAGUUCGCAAUGCCUUAAAGGAACUGCUCAAAGAGAUGAAUCAGAGCACAUUAGCCAAAGAAUGCCCUCUCUCACAGAGUAUGAUUUCAUCCAUUGUAAAUAGUACAUACUAUGCCAAUGUGUCAGCAACCAAGUGCCAGGAAUUUGGAAGAUGGUACAAAAAGUACAAGAAGAUUAAAGUGGAAAGAGUGGAAAGAGAAAACCUUUCAGACUAUUGUGUUCUUGGUCAACGUCCCAUGCACUUACCAAAUAUCAACCAGCUGGCAACUUUGGGAAAAACUAACGAACAAUCUCCUCAUGGCCAAAUUCACCACAGUACUCCAAUACGAAACCAAGUGCCAACGAUGCAAACAAUGAUAAAUCCUGGGCUCCUGUCUCCUCAGCUCAGUCCACAACUGGUGAGGCAGCAGAUAGCAAUGGCCCAUCUGAUAAACCAACAGAUUGCUGUCAGCCGGCUGUUGGCUCACCAGCACCCACAGGCUAUCAACCAGCAGUUCUUGAAUCAUCCGCCCAUCCCUAGAGCUGUCAAACCAGAGCCAUCAAAUUCAUCGGUGGAAGUCUCUCCAGAUAUUUACCAGCAAGUCAGAGAUGAGCUGAAGAGAGCCAGUGUGUCUCAAGCUGUCUUUGCAAGAGUAGCAUUCAACCGCACACAGGGCUUGUUGUCAGAGAUCCUGCGUAAAGAAGAAGACCCUAGGACAGCUUCCCAGUCCCUUCUGGUAAACUUGAGGGCAAUGCAGAAUUUCCUCAACUUGCCUGACUCGGAGCGGGAUCGUAUCUAUCAGGAUGAGAGAGAGAGAAGUAUGAACCCAAAUGUGAGCAUGGUGUCUUCAGCUGCCAGCAGCCCAAGCUCCUCCAGAACCCCCCAGGCCAAAACCUCGACACCAACAACAGACCUCCCCAUUAAGGCGGACAGUGCCAACGUCAACAUCACAGCUGCCAUUUAUGACGAGAUCCAACAGGAGAUGAAAAGGGCCAAGGUAUCUCAAGCUCUGUUUGCCAAAGUGGCUGCCAAUAAAAGUCAGGGCUGGCUGUGCGAGCUGCUUCGCUGGAAAGAAAACCCAAGUCCGGAAAACCGCACCCUUUGGGAGAACCUCUGCACCAUUCGUCGCUUCCUGAACCUCCCCCAACACGAGAGGGAUGUGAUCUAUGAGGAAGAAUCCAGACAUCACCACAGCGAGCGUAUGCAGCAUGUUGUCCAGCUCACUCCUGAGCCCGUGCAGGUGCUGCACAGACAGCAGUCCCAGCCUGCAAAGGAGAAUUCCCCACCUAGAGAAGAGGCUCCUCCUCCACCUGCCGAGGACAGUUGUGCCAAAAAGCCAAGAUCCCGCACCAAGAUCUCCUUGGAAGCUCUAGGUAUCCUUCAAAGCUUUAUUCAUGACGUGGGUCUCUACCCUGAUCAGGAAGCCAUCCACACCCUCUCUGCUCAGCUGGAUCUCCCCAAACACACCAUCAUCAAAUUCUUCCAGAACCAACGUUACCACGUAAAGCACCACGGGAAGCUAAAAGAGCAUUUGGGAACAGUGGUUGACGUGGCAGAGUACAAGGAUGAGGAGCUGCUGACAGAGUCAGAGGAGAACGACAGUGAGGAAGGCUCUGAGGAAAUGUACAAAGUAGAGCCUGAGGAGGAGAACCCCGACAAAAGCAAGGCGGCUCCAGCAGACAUCGACCAGAGAUAAUGUGAGAUAGGGGCGCAGAAAGCAAUACAUUGAUCCAAGGAUUUUCUGGUUUUAUUUUUGAUUUUUUUUUUCUCUUUUUACCUUUUGUUUGUUUGUUUCCGUUGCGCAUGAUCCAUGUGCAAACCGAAUGAAUUCAGCAUUGCCCGAUCAGACAUUGCCUUGACACAGACACUCGAGUGUUACACUUCCUACAUUUGACUGAAGCAAUUGUUGUAGUCACAUAGGAUUAUGCCUUCAUCAAUCUUGCACUUAUGAAAGGGACAUCUAGCAAGUAAAUGGGAAGAAAAAGUCCUAUGAAAUUAAUGAAGGAAAAUUUACAACUUUGUGUGUGUAUAUAUAUAUUUACAUAAAAUAUAUAUAUAUUAAAAUUGCAUGGGACGGAACUUUACAACCUAAAAGUAUAGACUGUGAAAUGAGUUCUUUAAAGAUGAGACUUGUUUAUGUAUUAAAACCACUUCACAAUGAGUUGCUUUGGCUUUUUGAUAAACUGCCGCCUGCUCUCAGGGUGUGGUGACUAUUUUUGAAUUCCUAUUUAUUUUCUAUGUUUAUCCCUGAUUUUUUUUUUCAUUAUUAUAUGGCUUCCUAUCUGGCAACUUGAUGGGUAAUUUUUGAGGUAUUUAAAGACAUAAAUCAACACUGCCAAAAAAAGAAAAGAGGAAAAAAAAGAGAGAAAAUGGAAAAACAAAUCAGGGCACCUUAAAGAGAAAACUAGUAAGUUAAAAGUACUUUGAACACAAUGCACACUUAAAAGGAUACAGCAUGUUCCACUCUCCAGAUAGUCCUUUCUGUAGUGAACAGAUGAGUUUUCAUGGGAUUCAGAAUAGCUGAAACUGAAAUUCAGUGCAUAGAAGACUUGUCCAUUAACGAAGUCUUUAUAGAAAGAGAAAAGAGAUAAAUGUGUUGAGAUUUCAUGUAUGGAAUUCAUACUAUCAACCACAUUUUACAGCGGAUUUUAUUUACCUGUUCUCUGUUUCAGAUCUUGAAAUUUAUAAGCUUCCUUCUUGUCAAUGCUUUUUGUUUAUACUGAAGUGAAAAACACACACGUUAAGUUACAUUGCGACACAAAAUGCCACAAUCCCGAGAAUCCUGUCCAGGUAAAUUGCAGACAGACCGAGGGUUUACAGUGCUGACACCCUGUUGCUGACACCCCAUUCGCCCUCCUCGCCAGCCUCCCCCGUGUUUCUGUUUUAGCUGGGCUUCCUCUGUGUCGCGUGUUUUGUGCCAGUGAAAUGAAGUGUUUUCAGCCGCAGGUCCCACCUCCCCACGGCACGGGCACUUCCCAGCCUCCCGAGGCACGGGCACUUCCCAGCCUCCCGCCAGGCCCUGCACACCCCCCCGCCCACCUCCCGGGCGAAGGGUCCCGCAGUGCCCCGGUAGCAGCCACGUUACAUAAAGCAGAGCUAACACUGACUGACUCUCCAGUGGCGUGAGCACUAAAGCUGCAAUCUACUAUAGCAUCCACCCGCUCUGAGGCAUCAUGUCGAAAGAGACACCAAGUAGCAUUUACUUUUCACUUCUGUGCAAUGAUUUCCGAGACGGAGACCUCACCUUGCAGCUGGAUUGAUUUCAGACGCCUGUUCAAACUGCAGCCGUAACACUACAAACGAGGCUUCUGGCUUUUUUCUUCCUUUUUUUUUUUUUCACAUGGGCUUUUCACGUAACCUUGACAAAGACCUCAUGCAAUAUACCUUUGAAAGUUACUUUCUGUUUACUACACCAGGCAAUGUAAUAUAACUGUUAAUACUAUUUAUAUAUUUGAAAGGUAUAAAAGGUAGGAGUUAAAAACGAAAAACAAACCUCUACGUGUAGAUAUUUACUCAGAACAGACAAUAUACAGGGAGAAGACGUUGCAAUACAAGCUAAUUCUAGCUGCUCAGUAACCUCUGGAGUUUUUAUGAGAUUUUUUCAGAGCUAAUGUUUGAAACAUGAGUAUCUCUGCAUAAAUUUCAUAUACCUUUGCAAAUUAUGGUGGGUUGCUUACUUAAUGCCCCUUUUGCUCUUCAUCCUUUAGUUCUGUAGUAUGCUGCAGCUUUAAUCAGAAUUUCAGUGGUUGCUGCUUUAUGUUUCUCUCAGAGCUACGCUUUCAAAACUGUCUUCUUAACCUGUAGCUGAAAUCACUCCAUACAUUUGAAAGGAAACUGAAUUUUGCCAAGCUAAGUAAGGUUGUUCAUCUGAUGAUGGCAUCAACAUUUGGUAUCUUUUACACUUCAACCAAAAAUUUUAUUAGGUAUUUUUUCAAUGCUGAGUCUUGCCUUUUUAUUUUUAAUUUCACUGCCAAUUUUGCAGUGGUUCUAAGUGAAUCUGUGGGCAUUUUAGCCUGUGGUCUUGCCAGAACUUUGCGAAUUACAAUGCAUAUAUGUCUAUUUAUUCAAUAUCCAUCAUAUAAUAUCUAUUUGGAGAAAGAAAAUUUUCUUGUAGUGCCUCUUAACAAAGCACAAUUUUCCGCCUUUUUUGUGAAAUAAAAAAUAAAAAAAACAAAUUGUGUUUUAUUGCGGUAUCAACAAUGUGAAUAAGGAUUAACAUAUUGUAAAUGUUCUUUUUUCCAUGUAAAUCAACUUUAUCUUCGUUAUCACUAAGUGAUAAUUAAUUUUUAACUUAUGUGCAUUGUUAGGCUGUUAGAAUUUUUUGGUUGUUGAAAUAAAACGCAUUCAAUAAAUAUGACUUAAUUUGUCAAGUAA